CAGUCGUUUUGGCGCCGUCGUUAGAUGCGGUCGUCGGUCGCAGCGCCGCCUCGCGUGCAUCGUGUCUCAUAGAAAAUAAAUAAAAAAUAUAGUGCAAAGUUCUGUGUGAAGUGUUGAGUGAAAGUGAUACAGUGUUGCAUUAUUUCCUCAGUACAACGAGCAGGAGACGGCGUCACUCGUAAUCAAGAUAAUCAUCAGGCGACAUUAGAUUACAAUGCACCGGCGCUAAUGACUGACCAUUACACAGUCACGCGACAUCUCCAGCCAUGAACACCAUGUAAUCAUUGCGCCAUGGACCAGAACACCAAGAAAAUGUUUACGAAAACACAUCGGCUAUGGGACAGGAGGAGGCACAAAGUCGGACGAUGACACCGCCGGCCACAACAAUAAAAGAAAACAACAUUUUUCGUUGAUAACAAGCUUUUAGUGUAAAAUCGCUUUUUUGUGUGUACGCGACUUACCGUAAUCUUCAUUUGCUAGUUCGUUUCGUUUCUCGAUCAGUGUUCUCUCAAUAGUUUCAAGCAAUACUAGGUAAGGCCUUCGAGUUAGUGUAAAUAUUGUGUUCGUGAUCGCUUCUACUCAACGUUCGGGUAAAACGGGUAUUUAGUAAUUGUAUAAAGAGAAAAUAAUAGUCAAACACUUCCGUUCCUAUAGGCAAUACGUUUUUUUAAAAGUAAAUCAAUUAUACAGUUAUUUCAACGGGGCCAAACUUUCAAUCUGUCUUACAAUAAUAUUAGUUAGAUGAAUUUUACAAAUCCGGAGUCGCGAGCCACGAUGGUGCCGAAUACGACGCUGCUGGCGAGGACUACAAUGUCUAGUGGUUACAAUGGGACAUUCGGUCCGAAUUCUACGUUCUUGGUUCCGACGUAUAUGAGCCAGGAGGAGUUCUUCGCGUUGCAAAUGACCAAUGGGUCAGACGCGAACACGACGUUGUCGAAUGACACUACGGUAAACUUAGUUCUAAAGACGUGGUACCCGAGCGGGUAUUCGCCGGCGCAUAUAAUAAUAGCUUCAGUGGUUGUGACGGUGUUAAUGAUAAUGGUGGUGGUGGGCAAUAUGCUGGUGAUUAUCGCGAUAGUGACGGAGAAGGCGUUGAAGAACAUUCAGAACUGGUUCAUAGCCUCAUUGGCCGUGUCGGACUUCUUCCUCGGGCUGGUGAUAAUGCCGUUUUCAUUAGCGAACGAGCUGAUGGGCUACUGGAUUUUUGGGUUCUGGUGGUGUGAGAUACACUCGGCGAUGGAUGUGCUGCUGUGUACGGCGUCCAUCAUGAACCUGUGCCUGAUCUCACUCGACCGGUACUGGAGUAUAACUCAGGCUGUAGACUAUUUGAAGAAACGGACGCCAGCUCGCGCCGCGCUGAUGAUAGCGGCGGUGUGGCUGAUGUCGGCGCUGGUGUGUAUACCCCCCCUACUGGGGUGGCGGGUCAGCAGGCCGCCGGAGCAGUUCCCGCAGUGCAAGGUGUCAGAUGACAUUGGCUACGUGGUCUACUCGGCGCUGGGCAGCUUCUACAUACCGUCCUGCAUCAUGGUCUUCGUGUACAUUCGAAUAUACUUCGCCGCGAAGGCACGCGCGAGGAGAGGCAUCAGGAAGAAUCCGAGACCGCGACCUAACGAGCAGCAGACGAGUUUCAGUAACCCUCCGAAGGGCACGAGGCCCAUGCCCUCCACGCACCCGAUGCCUCCGGGCCAUCUUAGCAAUAAUAACGGCGAAAGCCAAAUAUCAACAAUAGAAACACCACAAGUGCAGAUACCUACAGUGACGUGCGAGCUCGCGUCAGACAUAUCGACGAGCGAGGCUGGGGACACCAUACCUCCACCGCCCGACGAACGGAAAGAUACGCUCAAGGUUGUCACAUCAGCACAAGUACAAAAAAAUCCACUGGCUUCCUGUCCACUGAGGAGUUCAACGCUCUCAGUGAACGGCGAGCUUCAGCUGCAGCAGACGAGGGGCAGAGCACCCAGCGUCGCGAUAGAUGCUGACAUGGUCUCCGAGAUGGAACCGUCAUCAUCAGACUCAGGAGUAGUGAGCCGCUGUGGAGGCGUCAAACCUCUAAAACUCAGAAUCUUCAAAAAAACAGACAGAAGACAAGAAAAAUCUCAGCCAAGCAAAUCAGAAUUAGAACCAGCGUUACCAAAACCACACAAACCUAGAGAUCCAGAGAGAGAAAAGAAGAGAUUAGCGAGAAAAAAAGAGAAGAGAGCUACUUUAAUUUUAGGGUUAAUAAUGGGCAGCUUCAUAGCUUGUUGGCUGCCAUUCUUCUUCUUGUAUAUACUUAAAGCAGCUUGCAGAAACUGUGUGAUACCUUCGAGCGCGUUCGCGAUAGCCUUCUGGCUAGGAUAUAUGAACUCUGUGCUAAAUCCUGUGAUCUACACCAUCUUCAACAAGGAUUUUAGAAGAGCGUUUAGAAGAAUACUGUUUAAGUGAUGUUUAGCCUACGUGUGCUGUUACCGCUGCGUAGCCAACAGGAUCAUGAUGGCUCAGCAGAGGGCAGCACCGAAUCUUUACAAUGUACGUUGAAAUGGACACUCAAUAGUUAUAAUUAAAUGGUGGAAGCGGUUCAGUGAUACAAGGCGAAUAUAAUUAUACACUCUGACUGAUAUUAUUUCAAUCAUCAUCAUUAAAUACAAAUAUAAUUUUAUUAAACAAUUAUUUAACCAACUAAUUAUAAAUAAUGUCGAGACUAAAUUUUUGUAUAAUUAUUUAUAAUUGAUUUAAAAUAAUUACGUUGUAUUUAUAAUGGAUAUUGUAUUGUAUUUUCUACAUUUGUAUAAUAUCGGUCAAGCGGAUAAUUGGGACAACAGUCAAUAGAACCGAAGUGACAUAAAAUUACGCUUACAUAUAAAUAAAAAUAGAUCAUAUUUAUCGUAUCAUAAUGUCUAGAUCAGCUUGUCAGAUUUUUAAGCUAUUUAUAGAAAUCCUAUUGUCAUUUCAUACAAAAAUAUAGCUAUUUAAUAAUAUAUAUUUUAAUUAUAUCAGAUACGGCUAGAAACAGUUAAACAAUAAAUUAUUUUAAUGGAAUAAUUAUUUUUAAACAAAACACUAAUAGUGCCAACCCUAAAACUGUUUACAAAUACAUAGAAUAAGUAAAAUUAAUUAUAAUAGAAAAUAUCAGGAUACUAAUGUACAUUUUAUUUUAAAGAAUAAAAAAUGGAAUUGUAAAUUAUAAAAAGUACAUAACUACUAUAAAGUAAUUCAUUUCGUAGAUUUUUUUAAUAUUCGUAGCUGAAUUAUAGAAUUAAUAUAUAAAAUACGGAGAAACUGCAAAAACACUAAUGGAUUUGAAAAAUUAUACAUACUAAUCAUAAUAAUUAUUCCUUUAAAAGUACAAUAAAGGAAUUACAUAGCUUUAAUGUCAUCAGAUUUCGUAAAAAUUAGCAUUAGCUGAGUUCGUACCCAACUUCAUUGUGGCGUAUUAAGUCUAAUCUUAACAAACAUAUAAAAGAUGAAUUAAAUAUAAAUAUAUUGUAUUUUGCAAAUAAUUUAAUGAAUAAUUCUAAAAACACAACAAAUAAACAAUAAUUUUGGACCUUUUGUGAGAUAUACUAAAUUAAUUAUUACGUCUUUCGGAUUCGUCGUGUAAAUAUUUGACGAGAAACUCGACUAGCUUCAAGCCAUGCUACAGUCGCUGUGUUGUGUAUCGCGGAAUUCUGCUCAUGAAUAUGAGACUCCAGCAUGGCUGGAAACUAGUUGAGAUCAUGUUAAGUAAUGAUGUGAGUGAACCGAAAAACAUAAUAAUUAAUUUAGGACCUGAUUCACGAAGAUUUUUAGGUUUCUACUUGUCCAACCAAUAAUUUCAACUAUUUACCAAAUGUAUACUUAAUUGCACGUAAUGAAAUAGCAAUUUAACUAAUCAUUACUGGAAAACUAUGUUACUAUAGUUACAUACUAUAAUUAUUAUUGAAAUUUUAUUUCAAUUUGCAAAAAUACUAUUCGAUUUCAAUACAUCUAUACUUUAAUUGGCAAAAAACAUUGCUUAAAUCAAAAAAUUAAUGCAAAAAAUCUGCUAAAUAAUAUAAUAAAAAUACGCCACAUUGGAUUUGGGUCUUAGGUACUGUAAACUUGCUAGAAAAAUCAUUAUAAUAGCGUCUAAUUAACAUUUUCUUACAUAUUUAUAUAUUUUCUUUAAACAUCCCUUGAAGACUUACCCAUACGCUUAAAUACGUACAAAAUAGUGAAUUACCUAUCCGUAGUUUUCAUAUAAUUAGUUGCUAUAAUUAUAAAUUCUAACAUUCACCAUAUAAAAUAUAUAACAUUUAAAAUGAUUUAUUUAAAUUAUUAUCAUAUUUUAUAAGAAAUGUUCCAUUAAAAAACUGUUGAAUUUUG
Molecule: messenger RNA, 4323 nt
Organism: Spodoptera frugiperda (fall armyworm)
Lineage: Eukaryota; Metazoa; Arthropoda; Insecta; Lepidoptera; Noctuidae
Gene: Octalpha2R
Product: alpha-2Db adrenergic receptor
Exons: 7
Coding region: 742-2424 (560 amino acids)
Biological process (GO): adenylate cyclase-activating adrenergic receptor signaling pathway
Cellular component (GO): membrane
Molecular function (GO): G protein-coupled amine receptor activity
Source: RefSeq, a predicted model, not a curated record